AACACUUCCUGGUCGCAGAAAACGUAGCUGUGGUAGUCAAAGGUGUGACUAACUUGAUCGUUAACUGUGUUGUGUUUAUUUUAUUUGCAAGUUAUAUCUUGUUAUUUAUCUCACUUCAUCAUGGACUAUUGGUACAUUUACUAUCAUGCAUGUAAUAGCAAAUAGGCAUGUAGUAUAGCUACCUAAUAUAUUAGCGAAUGGUAUCUGUCCUUGAGUAUAAGCUCCAUGUGUGUCUACAGAGAAAUAGCUAACUAAUGAAUGAAAAUGCAUUGUGGAUUUACAGUAACGAAUGUCGCAGUUCUGAAAAUUGUGAAAUAUAGUAUUUUGUCUCUUCGGUUGUCAUGGUAACAGUUUAGCGGUUCUUUUUUUCGACCGGAAGCCCCCUGGCCUGGCAUCAUACGUCAGCAAAAGGAAAUGGAUACGGUACGUUGACGUUUUAGUUGAAUUCUGCGUGCUUGCGUACGCGGAAGCUGCUGUGUGUGAAGAGAUUUCUCUGGACGCCGGAACGGAAGAUUGUGUGAAAGGGUCUCUUCACCCAUACCGCUUGCCAGGGGGAGGCGGAGAGUAGGGAGGCCGAGUGAGAAAGGGACAAGCUAGAAUGAACGACGUAAAAAAGCUGGACAACAUGGCUGCGGACGGGGUUCGGGGGUCGCAGGAGCUGCCAACGGCCCCAGCUGUGAACCACAGCCAGGACAACGGUGCCGGCGACGAGCUCGUCAGCUCAGUGUCGCUCUACCGACGGAGGCCCAAACUGCUGCACGGCACGAUCCUUCCGUUCCUGGUGCUGCUUUACCCGGGGUGGCUGUAUGUGUGGCUUGGAGUAUACGGAGCCACAGAGUACCCGGAGGCCGGCCUGCUCGCUCUCGCCGCCAUCGGGAUCGUGCACGUGCUCACGGCACUGUCCGGCUAUUGGUCCGUGCAUGCACACUGCUGGCUCACCUGUACUAAGGAGUCGGAUCCAGACAAGGCCACAUUGGCAAAGGUGAUCCCCACUCCCAACAAUGGCUCUGCUGAGCUGGUGCCUCUACAGAGAGACAAGAACGAGGACAGCUCCACGGUCCUCUCCUUCGAGUUCCAGAAGAUCUGCUACGUGUUCGAUGCCGGCGAGCGGAAGUGCUUUCUGCCGGUGGCCUUCCCGGUCAGCCAGCCAAUGGGCUUCUUCCAGAGCUGGCGGGGCUACCAGGAGGAGGCGGAGCUACGGGCCGCAGAGAAGCGCUACGGCACCAACCGUGCCGAGAUGAUGGUCCCUGACUUCCUGGAGCUCUUUAAGGAGAGGGCCACCGCCCCCUUCUUCGUAUUCCAGGUGUUCUGCGUGGGCCUGUGGUGUCUGGAUGAGUACUGGUACUACAGUGUGUUCACGCUCUUCAUGCUGGUGGCGUUUGAAGCAUCCCUGGUGCAGCAGCAGAUGAGGAACAUGUCUGAAAUCCGCAGGAUGGGGAACAAACCGUACAUGAUCCAGGUGUACAGGAACAGGAAGUGGAGGCCAGUGUCCAGCGACGAACUGGUACCCGGGGACAUUGUAUCUGUAGGACGCUCUCCCCAGGAGAACUUGGUUCCGUGUGAUGUGCUGCUGCUCAGAGGCCGUUGCAUCGUGGAUGAGGCUAUGCUGACCGGAGAGUCUGUUCCACAGAUGAAGGAGCCAGUGGAAGAUCUGGACCCAGAGAGAGUCUUGGACCUGCAGGCUGACUCCCGGCUUCACAUCAUCUCAGGGGGGACCAAGGUGGUCCAGCACAGCCCCCCCCUCCGGGCCAGUGCUGGCCUUAAACCUGUUGAUAAUGGCUGCGUGGCCUAUGUGCUGAGGACCGGAUUCUACACAUCUCAGGGGAAGUUGCUGAGGACCAUCCUGUUUGGGGUGAAAAGAGUGACGGCCAACAAUCUGGAGACCUUCAUAUUCAUCCUCUUCCUCCUGGUGUUCGCCAUCGCGGCGGCCGUCUACGUCUGGGUGGAGGGAACGAGGGAUGCGAGUAGGAAUCGGUAUAAGCUCUUUCUGGAGUGCACACUCAUCCUCACCUCCGUAGUCCCGCCGGAGCUGCCCAUAGAGCUCUCCCUGGCCGUCAACACCUCCCUCAUCGCCCUGGCCAAGCUCUAUGUGUUCUGUACGGAACCUUUCCGGAUCCCCUUUGCAGGAAAGGUGGAGGUCUGCUGCUUCGAUAAGACUGGCACUCUGACCAGUGACAGCCUGGUGGUACGGGGUGUGGCCGGACUGAGGGAGGGGAAGGAGGUGACUCCAGUCUCAGAGAUUCCGGUGGAGACGCACCGGGUUGUGGCCACCUGCCAUUCGCUGGUCACUCUGGAUGACGGACAGCUGGUGGGCGACCCACUGGAGAAGGCCAUGCUAACCGCUGCUGACUGGACCCUCACUAAAGAUGAGAAGGUGUUCCCUCGCAGUAUAAAGACGCCGGGCCUGAAGAUCCACCAGCGCUUUCACUUCGCCAGCGCCCUGAAGAGGAUGUCUGUGCUGGCCUCGUACGAGCGGCUGGGCUCCACCGAGCUCUGCUACAUCUCCACUGUGAAGGGCGCCCCAGAGACGCUGAGGGGCAUGUUCUCAGAGUGUCCUGAUACGUAUGACGAAGUGCACAGAGAGAUGUCUCGCGAAGGGGCCAGGGUGCUGGCACUGGGCUACAAGGAAAUGGGACACCUCACCCACCAACAGGUGCGGGAGGUGAACCGUGAGACUCUGGAGUGCGGUCUACAGUUUGUGGGGUUCAUGGUCGUCUCCUGCCCUCUGAAGAGCGACAGCAAGGCGGUCAUCAGGGAGAUACAGGAGGCUUCGCACCACGUGGUGAUGAUAACUGGAGAUAACCCCCUCACCGCAUGUCAUGUGGCCAGAGAACUGCACUUCAUCCAGAAGGAGCAUACCCUUAUACUGCAGCCCGGACACACGCAGGGUGAAUGGCUGUGGGAGUCGAUAGACGGCAGCGUGCGGAUGCCGCUCUCCCCGCCGAGCGUGUCCGGCCUGAUCGAUCGCUACGACCUGUGCGUGACGGGCGAGGGGCUGACCAGGCUGACCUCCGAACCCCAGCUCCUCCACGCCCUGCUGCCCCACGUGCGGGUCUUCGCCAGGGUCAGCCCCAAACAGAAGGAGUUUGUGAUCACCAGUCUGAAGGGUCUUGGUUUUGUUACUUUGAUGUGUGGCGAUGGGACCAAUGACGUUGGAGCGCUCAAACAUGCCCACAUUGGCGUGGCUUUGCUGGCCAACGCUCCCGAGCGCAUGCCAGAGAGGAAGAGGAGGGUGCGGGACAGGGAGGCGGUCACUGUGGAGAGCAGGCCCCUCCCCCCCGUGUCGGGGUCAGGGGUCAAGCUGAGCUCCAGGGCCGCCAGGCAGAGGGUGAUGGCCCAGCGGGAGGAGCAGCUCGCCGUUCAGAAGGAGCGGAUCAGUCAGGUGUUACGGGAGCUGGAGGAAGAUCAGAUUCAGGUGGUGAAACUGGGAGACGCUUCGAUUGCCGCCCCCUUCACCUCCAAGCUGUCCUCCAUACAGUGCAUCUGUCACGUGAUCAAGCAGGGCCGCUGCACUCUGGUCACCACCCUGCAGAUGUUUAAGAUCCUGGCCCUGAACGCCUUGGUGCUGGCCUACAGCCAGUCUGUGCUCUACCUGGAGGGCGUCAAGUUCAGCGACUUCCAGGCCACACUACAGGGCCUGCUGCUGGCCGGCUGCUUCCUGUUCAUCUCCAGGUCAAAGCCUCUGAAGACCUUGUCUCGAGAGCGCCCCCUACCCAACAUCUUCAACCUCUACACUGUGCUGACUGUGCUGUUGCAGUUCGCUGUUCAUUUCUGCAGCCUGGUUUACCUGUACAAGGGAGCACAGUCCAGGAGCCCCCCCAGGUCUGAGCAGUUUGUGGACCUUUACAAGGAGUUCGAGCCCAGCCUGAUAAACAGCACUGUGUACAUCAUGUCUAUGGCCAUGCAGAUGGCCACCUUCGCCAUCAACUACAAGGGUCACCCCUUCAUGGAGUCUCUGAAUGAGAACAGGCCCCUGCUGUGGAGCAUCGCCCUGUCCGCUCUGGCCAUCGUGGGGCUGCUGUCGGGGUCCUCGCCCGAGUUCAACGAGCAGUUUGCGCUCGUGGACAUCCCAGCGGAGUUCAAGCUGGUAAUCGCCCAGGUCCUGGUGGUGGACUUUGUCGCUGCUCUGCUGGUGGAUCGGGUACUGCAGUUCCUGCUGGGAAAAGGAACCCUGAGGCUGCCUUCCUGAGUCGUCAUGCCAACUGCUGCCCUGGGCAACUGCUGCCCUUAGCGAUGAGACUGUGGAGAGAGAUUUUGUGUGGGGUGGGACAGGGUGGCCAAUUACUGGACGAGGAGGGGAAAGGAGACUUAUCUGAAAGCAGUACUGCACACACUUCAGUGUUCGCAUCUCCCCAAUUACCUCCGUCAUCGCCCCCCCCCAUCUUCCUCUCCACUCUUCCACCUGUCCUCUUCUUUCUUUCCCUUUCAUCCCCUCUGCCCUUGCUCUCCCUAGCUCUCUUCCUCUCCAACAGCAAGCCAAGAAGACAGCAGUAUUGUGGGGAGUGUGCCUGCGCGUAUGAGUGUGUGUUGGUGUGUGUGCGUGCGUGCGGGUGGGGGUGACGUAAGCCGCACGUGAGGGCUGUGACCCAGGACACAGAUAAGUGUUUCUUUUGUUUGCUUCUCUUCAUUUUGUAAAAAUACAGAACUCUGAUGGACAUAAAAAAAAAAGACCAAAAAACACAACUCUACCACGAGCGGUCUCCUGUCAGUGUGUACGCAUGUGUGUUCAUGGGAUCAGAUCCUGAGAUUCAUGCCACUGGUGCUCCCCCGCCCACCAUACGUUCUGGGCUGCGGUUUAGAAGCAUUUGAAUAACAAAACACACACACAAAAGCCAGGAGGAGCAGGUGGCAGAGAAACUGUUCAUGUGCAUACAUGAAAGAGUUUGAAUCUAAUACAUUUUACUUUGUUUGAAUUUUAUAUUUCAUACUUUACAAAAUAACCUGGUACUUUAAAAAAAAAAAAAAAAAAACGGAUAUUUGAUGUUAAACAGGAAAGAAAACAUAAGAAGAUCAAGAUACAGAGGUUUAGUCUUUAUUAUUUUUACAUUUACAAAAAACAUUCAGAUCUAAGAAAGGAAUGUAUAUUCGUUCGUUUACUGAGAGGAAAUGUACCAUAGAGAGGCAAGGCACUAUAUAUCUAUAUACAAACAAGGCAGAAGUUUGCCCCUAACUUUGGUCCAGAACUUUUAAAACCUGUUAAAUGUCACGCAAAGAAAUGAUUGAAAUAAAGGCCUUCUAUGAAAUG
Molecule: messenger RNA, 5245 nt
Organism: Anguilla anguilla (European eel)
Lineage: Eukaryota; Metazoa; Chordata; Actinopteri; Anguilliformes; Anguillidae
Gene: atp13a1
Product: ATPase 13A1
Exons: 25
Coding region: 599-4189 (1196 amino acids)
Biological process (GO): extraction of mislocalized protein from ER membrane; intracellular calcium ion homeostasis
Cellular component (GO): endoplasmic reticulum membrane
Molecular function (GO): ATP hydrolysis activity; membrane protein dislocase activity; P-type ion transporter activity
Source: RefSeq, a predicted model, not a curated record